UACAUUGUGCAACUUUGCAAAACCAAAAACUUAGACUAAUCCCUAGCUAUCUGUAUCGACUCAGACAGACACUGCCGCCGCCGGCGUCGAACUUCACCGUCGACCAGAAGCACAGGGUUCUUGAAGCAUUGCAUGGUGUGAAUGUGAUGUUGUUGGACGAGAGUAAAUUUGAUGUACAAUUGAAAUUGUGGGCCCUUAGGAUACCUUGCCAGCACUGCAGGGCUGCCACUCGGAUCCUCAAUGGUUACUUGCUGGAUAAGCCCCGAGUUAAACCCAUUACAGAGGACCCAACAUGUGAUAAAAACCGGUACCUUAUACUCUCCGAAAAAGUUCACAAUCAAGGGUUAUCUGAUAUUCCGAAGCAAAAGCUUGAUGAGCUUAAGGGCUUGUGUGAGAUUGAAGUUCUUCCCUAUUCGUUGACACUAGGCUAUUCAUAUUGGAAUGCAGAUCAUGUGCUGAAGCAGAUUCUGCCUACCGGAGUGGAAGUGCCUUCAUCUUUUGAAACAAUAGGUCAAAUUGCCCAUUUAAACCUACAUGAUGAGUUACUUCCCUACAAGGAUGUUAUUGCAAAGGUUAUCUAUGAUAAAAAUUAUCCAAGAAUCAAAACUAUUGUUAAUAAAGUUGGAAGCAUUACAAAUGAAUUUCGUGUGCCAGAAUUCGAAAUUUUAGCUGGAGAGCAUAAUAUGGUUACAGAAGUGAAGCAAUAUGGCGCCACUUUUAAGCUUGACUAUAGUUUGGUUUACUGGAAUUCCAGAUUGGAACAUGAACACAAAAGGUUAGUUUCAAUGUUCCAAAUGGGAGAGAUCAUUUGUGACAUGUUUGCUGGUAUAGGUCCUUUUGCCAUUCCUGCAGCACAAAAGGGGUGCAUUGUCUAUGCAAAUGAUUUAAAUCCAGAUAGCAUUCACUAUCUUAAGGUUAAUGCUAAAAUCAACAAGGUUGAUGAUCGCAUUCAUGCAUACAACAUGGAUGCUAGAAAGUUCGUCUCCCAGCUGAUGGAACAGCCAAAUUCUGAUAGUAAGUUAGAAUAUGUUGUUCCCAUUUCAGAUAGUUGUCACCCAUGCAAGAUACAAGACAAUACUGAAUCAAAUUCAGAAAAUGAGUUGCUAACUGUUGACUCAAAAAAACCAGGAGACUGCAAUAACAGUAGUUUAGAGGAUGUACAAGGUUCAGCAGAGCAUGCUGCUGCAUCUGUAAUUGCUCUUAAAAGAUCUUGUGAUUCUCAUGAAGGGAAUGGAAAGGCUCAUGGCACGGGCAUCCUUGAAGAUGGUGGGAAAAAAGGAAGCACAAACAAGAGGAGGAAAGCCUCUGAAAUCACUGACACAAAACCUUGGGAACAUAUUGACCACGUAAUAAUGAAUCUACCAGCAUCUGCUGUUCAGUUUCUAGAUGCAUUCAGGGGAUUAAUCCAGAAGAAAAAUUGGAAAGGAUGUCUACCAUGGAUCCACUGCUAUUGCUUCAUUAGGGCAACUGAAACUCCUGAGUCUUUACUAGCUGAGGCAGAAUCUCGUAUAAAUGCUCGUAUACUAGACCCAAUAUUUCAUAGGGUUAGGGAUGUUGCUCCAAACAAGGCAAUGUUUUGUUUAAGUUUCAGGUUGCCAGUAGCAUGUGUUAGUGAAGAUAGUCAAUAACACUGUCCUUGGUGAUUCUGGUGGCUUGAAAUUAGCUUCUUUUAUUUUACUACCCCUUAGUUUUCAGGGUUUGACGGGGCCAUGCCUGUGCUUGGACGGAUUAAAUGCCAAUAUUGUAUCUGACUCAAAGAUAAGCACUGUGAAAACGUUAAAAAUUAGCUAAGGCUACAGGCCUUGUUCUUUGAAGCUUCGAAGGGAAUUCGUUGCUCUUGAGAUGUAUGUAUUGUAUUCCGAUGCUUGAAAUGAAAUAUUUGAAUCUAGUUAUGUUUCAAACCAGAAAA
Messenger RNA from Lotus japonicus, 1909 nucleotides. RefSeq names its product tRNA (guanine(37)-N1)-methyltransferase 2. The transcript is spliced from 12 exons. Lineage: Eukaryota; Viridiplantae; Streptophyta; Magnoliopsida; Fabales; Fabaceae. The coding region runs from base 147 to 1628 and encodes 493 amino acids. The record is from RefSeq and is a predicted model, not a curated record. Gene Ontology annotation, cellular component: cytoplasm. Gene Ontology annotation, biological process: tRNA N1-guanine methylation.